AUGGGAGAUUCGCCCCAUGCCACUCGACAUCAUCGCAAACGCCGUUCUCCUAGGCACAAAUCAUGGUAUCAAGAGGGCGUGCCGAUUAGAAUUCACAUUGGCAACAGACGCUCGCCAGGCUAUCACAGUUCGAUCCAAGUCACCAGCGCAGAUGGCAGUAGAUUUGCUGCUCUGGUCCAGGAAACUCUACGAAUGAACCCACGAGACCCAUUGCUGAUUUCGUUCAAUGGCUACCAACCCUGGCUGGAACAAGUCAUUGCGACCUGUAUCGACGAUCGUUACGAUGAACUCACCGACCUCAACAGAGCAUUGCAAUUCGAUGAUACCGUCAAGUUCCCGGAAAGAAGCAACAAGCGGUCGACUCAGAUACCAUGGUCCUUCCUCGUGGAUCAAAUGAACGUACCGGAUGUAUACUGGUGGACUUUUGGCAAGGAACGUCCAGGAGGCCGACCGCAAGGCGCUGAUGAGAUCGACGAUUAUCGCUUUCGAAUUGCUGCCUGGUGUUGCGGACGUGGCGCCUGUCGCUUCGAUCGAGAGGUCCCUGUUACUCUUGUCUUCACACAAUCCAAGCUUCUCGCAGAGAACGUCGUGCAUGACCUCUUCUUUCCGUACUUUUAUGAAGACGAGGAAUACGACAUGCCACGCAGGGACGAGGAAUCUGUCUGCUGGACCUUUCUGCGGCUGUACUGGCUUCUCAGUGAUUGGCAGAAUAUCAUCAGAGAGAUCGAGAGAGAGCUUGAGGAAGCUGAGCUCAACAGUCGUGGUCGAAAGUAUCCUGUUAAAGUUCGUACACGACUGGCACACAAGCAGAUUGACAGAAUCUUCGAAUUGUCCGAAUACAUGCGCUUCCAUACGAGAUCUUUCAAGAAGUUGCUCAAGCUGAAGGAUACGAUGCACAAAUCUGCAGACGAUGCCAUUGAUCCAGUAUGGGAUGAGAUAGGCGAUGCUGUCGAAGACCUGGACCAAUACUCUUACUACAUGGACACUCUCAAGGAACGCUUCCUCAACCUGAUUGAGCUCGUCAGUAGGCUUCAUGUUGAUACUCAAGAACAAAGGCUUACAUGA
Molecule: messenger RNA, 1065 nt
Organism: Aureobasidium namibiae CBS 147.97
Lineage: Eukaryota; Fungi; Ascomycota; Dothideomycetes; Dothideales; Saccotheciaceae
Exons: 5
Coding region: 1-1065 (354 amino acids)
Source: RefSeq, a predicted model, not a curated record